This is a messenger RNA of Seminavis robusta, 432 nucleotides long. The record is from the annotation of a GenBank genome assembly. Lineage: Eukaryota; Bacillariophyta; Bacillariophyceae; Naviculales; Naviculaceae.
AUGUGCAGUGAUGACGAAGAUGAUUUGUACGCGUUCUUAGGGGAUGGAGCCGACCCUACCGGUACCCCACCUCGAAGGUCGUCCUCCUUGGUGCGUAUAAUGAAAAAGUUCAUUUCGUUGGGAAAGUCUGACAGUCAUCGAAAGAAGAAACGAAAGCAGGGGCAGGGGCGUAACGAUGACAGCGACGGUGGUCCCAACUAUUCUUGGGAGCACCACCAAGAUAUCAAGAAAGCACCAAAACGCAAAACGAGCUCCUUUCUUCGCAACCUCUUGGAAUCCAAAUCCAAAUCCAAAUCCAAACAUAGGGAGAAGCAAGGAAGACGGCAAGAGGAAGAUCAACCAGCACCCACGGCAUCAAGCCGACAUCGCAAAUUUGUGGAAGGUCAGCAAAGGGAGCAGAAAAGAACGAAGACGACCGUAAGAGUGAGCUGA